GUUAGGUUCAUUAUUAUGCAACAUUAUCCUCAUAUCUAGCUGAGUGUAUUAAACCCAAGUGCCAGUACAGAUCAUAAAAAUAUUGGUUCCCAAACUUCCCUUCGCCUGCUUUACAUACCUUGCGCCUGUUAUGGCAGCUAUCAGUACGAGCACCUGCAAAGCAUUGCGCCCGACGAGUCGCGAUGACUUCAAAAUCGCAAUCGUUUGUGCUAAAGACCUUGAAUACAAUGCUGCCUGUCUCUUAAUAGACGGCUUCUGGGAUGAGGAUGGAGAUACCUUCGAUCGAGCUACCCUUGCAUUAAACUUUUAUUGUUAACUGGAAUUUCCGACGGUGUCCCGAAUGCUAUGGGCAAGGAGUUACUACUUGAAGAUGUGGUUGUAAGCGACACUGUUGUCUAAUAUGAUCUAGGCAGCCAGUAUCCGAAUGGAUUCCGUGAACGGGAUACCCUUAAGAUCGUCUUGGCCGGCCAGAUAAGAAUAUUCGGAAUUUAGUCGCUAUGUUCAAAACAGAACUAGGAUUAGAGCGCCCGGAGAAGAAAGCAUCGUCUUAUUUAAGAACGGUACAGCAUAGGGUAUGCAACAGCGUUUACAGAGAUGCAGGGUCACUUACUAAUACCCUGGUUAC
Molecule: messenger RNA, 625 nt
Organism: Trichoderma harzianum CBS 226.95
Lineage: Eukaryota; Fungi; Ascomycota; Sordariomycetes; Hypocreales; Hypocreaceae
Exons: 2
Coding region: 131-316 (61 amino acids)
Source: RefSeq, a predicted model, not a curated record